Oppia nitens is the source of this 1306-nucleotide messenger RNA. RefSeq names its product tubby protein-like (gene ktub). Bases 11 to 1306 code for a protein of 431 amino acids. Gene Ontology annotation, cellular component: cilium. The record is from RefSeq and is a predicted model, not a curated record. The transcript has 10 exons. Lineage: Eukaryota; Metazoa; Arthropoda; Arachnida; Sarcoptiformes; Oppiidae. Gene Ontology annotation, biological process: protein localization to cilium.
ACAUUAUGAAAUGGAUCAAAGUUUGGGUACAAGUAAGUGGUCGCGAAAUUUCAGUGAAGACAGUCAAAGUGAGUCCAAUCGGUUGCGUCUAAUUGAACGACAGCGACAGCUACUCGAAACCAAACUUCAACGACAACAUCAAGUGAUUGCCACCACUACCAGGCCUUCAACCGGAAGAGUUGUUAAGUCAGCACUUUCUAGUCGUCGAUCUUCUGAAAGAUUGAUUGAUUUGGAAGAUCUAAAUAGUGGUAAUGUUGUCGGUGUGGUUAACACCGGCAUAUCUACAGCCGAUGAAUACGAGACACAUCCAAAUGAAACGCCGAAAAGCGGUGUCAAUGGCAGUCAAAGACAACUCACAAACCAAAGUCAACCCAAAGUCCAAUCGAUUCAAAUGGUUUCUCCACUCUCUUCGCCGAAAAGCUUAUCAAAUGAUUCAAAAUCGAUAAUUAAUUUGAGAUCAAGUUUAGAGUUAAAUAAAAAUUUAGUGCAAAACUUAAAUAUAAAUUUAGACAAAUCAGUGGAUAAUUUAGACAAAAUAUGUGUUAGUGGUCAACAAGAGUUGAUUCAAUUGAACCCUUUGAAUAAUAUAUUAACUAAUGAAGAGUUGCUAUUGUUUGCAACGCAACCCAUUUCCCCGCAAACGACACUUCAAUGUACUAUAAUUAGGGAUAAGAAAGGACUCGACCGUUCCUUAUAUCCCACGUAUUACAUGCAUCUCCAGGGUAUACAAGUAUUUCUUUUAUCCGGUCGUCGCCGCAAAAAGAGUAAGACAUACAUCAUUGGCAACGAUCCGUUUGAUAUAUCUCGAGGCAAUUGUAUCGCUAAACUCAAAUCAAAUGUUUUGGGGACACAAUUUACAGCAAUCAGAAUUAAUUCAAGCGGUCAAAGACAGGAAAUUGCAACCAUUAUAUAUGAAACAAAUGUUUUGGGAUUUAAAGGCCCCCGAAGGAUGACUGUUCUCAUACCUAAAUACGAACAGUUAAAUAAUUUGAAAAAUUUAUCGAUAUUUGAGGAAUGGAAACGAAAUAAUAGAUCAAUAAAUCAAUUGAAGAAUAAGACCCCCGUUUGGAAUGAUGAAACCCAAUCGUAUGUAUUGAACUUCAGAGGACGUGUCACUCAGGCGAGUGUCAAAAACUUUCAAUUAGUUACUUGUAAUGAAAAGGAGGACAUAGUCGACUUAGUGUCGAUGCAAUUCGGACGGGUGUCCGCCUCCCAGUUCUCGUGUGACGUGUCGUGGCCUAUGACACUGUUGCAGGCAUUUGCCAUUGCACUCAGCAGUUUUGAUUCAAAGCUUGCCUGUGAGUGA